CGAUGGCUUACUGAUGCAAGGCACCAAAGAAAAAGAGGCGGUGCCACAAGAAAAGGGUGGUGAUGAAGAAGCCUAUAGAGUCUGUCACCCGGAGGUCUUCAGGCUCGGAAAUUUCUCGGCCCUCCCUUUCCCUCCCAUCUUCCCUUACUCCCACUACUCGACAAAAAUUUCUUCUACCCAUUCCGGUUGAAGAAAAAGGGAAGAAAAACCCCCACAUUCUUCCUAUUGCCCACUCCUCUUCAUGAUAGAAAGAGUAAAUUUGGGGUUUCUAUUGAUGGGUAUAGCGCAACACACAGUGAGUCACUACCAAGAACAGAGAAAAGAAGAAAGGAAAGGAAAAGGAAGUGGUUUGGUUUAGUUGGUCUUUCCUUUUCUCGAUUUUACUUUCGCUUCAAAUUCUAGGGUGAAGAUGACGGAAAUGGAGAGGGAAGAGGGCGCAGUGAAAGCUCCCCAGAUCUCGCAAUUGUUCCAGAGGUUCGCUAGCGUCUGCAAGUCGAAAACGAUGGAGUUCUUCGCUGAAGAAGAAGACUACGAGCAGAUUCCGACGAUGGGUAAUGACGAUUUCGAAUCCAAGGAGGAGAUCAUCACGGACCAGAAGGUGGUCGUUAUCAAACCCGACCAUCUCCGCAACUGCCCAUCUGAAGCCCCCAAAAUUAUCAGCUCCCCGCCUCUCGAUUCUUUAGUCUCUUGCAUUUUAGCCAGCGUUUCGGCCUUCGAGUCGGCAUAUGUUCAGUUGCAAACUGCGCACGCGCCGUUUGAUGUCGAAAACGUGAAGACCGCCGACCGGGCAGCCAUCGCUCAGCUUCGGAAACUCUCUGAGAUCAAGCAUUUGGGUCGCAAUUGCGGCGAAUUGCCGUCCUCGGAGUGGAUUCUUGAAGCGCAGGUUCAGGAGCGGCAGAGUAUGCUCAGGACGUACGAGAUGACUGUUAAUAGGCUUCAAGCAGAGAUUGAUCGGAUGGAUGCGGAGGCCUCAACGCUUAAGGAGCAAAUCAAGAAGUUGGGUCGGACGAAUUCGAGGUGGAUGAAGAGAUUGGACGAGUUAAACUCUAGGCAAGUAGCUCCCUCUUUGAGUAUUUUCGAUUCGGCGUUGCAGAAAGCUACCAAGUUGUCCCAUAGUUUCGCUAAGACUCUCAUUGAACACAUGAAGCAAGCAAAGUGGAACUUAGAUUACGCUACAGAUUCUCUUUAUCCGGGAACCUGUUAUGCGAAGAAGGGGCAUAACAAAUAUGCACUUCUUUCGUAUGUUUGUCUUGAGAUGUUUAGUGAGUUUGAUAGUGAAACUUUUUCAGAAAUAAAUGUAUCGAUUCUUGGGAAGAAGGAUUGCUUGCAACGAUUCGUUCAGUGUAGAUCACUCAAUGCGGUCGAGGUUCUAAGGAGAAACUCAGAAUGCGGGUUCUCUAAAUUCUGCCGGAAAAAGUACUUGCAGCUGCUGCAUCCUAAGAUGGAAGCUUCGUUCUUUGAGAAUUUAGAGCAGAGAGACAUGGUAGUGAAUCAUGACUGCACUAAAUGGCCUUUGGACAAUCCUUUGUUUGAGAGCUUCGUGAAGAUGGCAUAUUCAAUAUGGUUACUGCAUGUAUUGGCCUUUGCAUUUGACCCUGUGAUUGAGAUUUUUCAGGUCAAGAGUGGUGAUGAGUUCUGUAUGGUUUUCAUGGAAGAUGUUGUUCAGGGUUCAGUUUUGUCUGGUUCAGGUGCUGAUGGGUCCCGAGCAAGAGUGGGGUUUACUGUCGUUCCUGGGUUCAGGGUCGGUAAGACGAUUAUACAAUGUCAAGUGUAUCUGAACGGGAUGAUAUAUAUAGAAUGACGGAAGAAUUAGUUGACCAGUUCGUGAAUCAUAUUGGAUAUCUUCAUUCAUUUCCUCAGCAUGCUGGUUCGACCAAUUGAUGAAUGAGCUCCAUGAGGGAGGUGAUCUUGCACCAACCAUAUCUUGUACAGUUUCCAGUUUUCUGUUGAUCGGAGAGUCUACGCAGACGUUUUACAUUUUUAUUGGAUGAUUUUAUCUUGUCCCCGAAGGAGCCAAAUAAGGGGCAAGAUCACGCAAAUAAUGCCUGUCAUCUGCUCAACUUGUAUGAUUAUAUUUGUACCAUCUGAUGCUGAAAUCUUCAGUAUCAUUGAGUCUGCUAAUGUACAUUAUGGUUUCACAUUUGAAAAUUGAUGAGCAAUCUAUGAUCAAUUUUAUUUUA
Messenger RNA from Nymphaea colorata (pocket water lily), 2180 nucleotides. Its product is annotated as protein GRAVITROPIC IN THE LIGHT 1-like. The record is from RefSeq and is a predicted model, not a curated record. The transcript has a single exon. Gene Ontology annotation, biological process: negative gravitropism; response to red or far red light. Bases 410 to 1801 code for a protein of 463 amino acids. Lineage: Eukaryota; Viridiplantae; Streptophyta; Magnoliopsida; Nymphaeales; Nymphaeaceae.